Molecule: messenger RNA, 1605 nt
Organism: Lindgomyces ingoldianus
Lineage: Eukaryota; Fungi; Ascomycota; Dothideomycetes; Pleosporales; Lindgomycetaceae
Product: MFS nicotinic acid transporter-like protein Tna1
Exons: 4
Coding region: 73-1605 (510 amino acids)
Biological process (GO): transmembrane transport
Cellular component (GO): membrane
Molecular function (GO): transmembrane transporter activity
Source: RefSeq, a predicted model, not a curated record
CUGGGACCAAUAUUCGCCAAAUCCUGAUCAACAUCAACGCUUCGAAUACUGGUGCACCUAAGAGCCGCCAAGAUGAGUACUGCGCUUGAGAGAGGCACUGACAGUGCGAGUUUGGAUCGACGGUCUGAAGAUGAGAAGGCAAAGGUUGAGGGACAGGAGUAUGCGCCUCCUACUGAUGGCAUCCCGGACCCUGAUGCUGGGUUGAGUGAGGAAGAGCGUGCUGCUCAUGACCGGAAACUGCUCUGGAAACUUGACAUGAAACUGAUUCCAUGGCUCUCCUUUCUCUACCUCAUCUCCUUCUUGGACCGAACCAACAUCGGCAACGCCAAAAUCGAUGGUCUGCAAGAGGACUUGCACAUGACCAAUGGUCAAUACAAUGCCACGCUCUCUAUAUUCUUCGUUUCCUACGCGCUCUUUGAGCCACUCACCAAUGUGUUGCUUAAGAAGUUGAGGCCGAGUAUCUUCCUCCCGAUCAUUAUGCUGUGGUGGGGUAUCUGUAUGACCUGCAUGGGAUUGGUGCAUAAUUUCUCUGGGCUGAUGGCUGCUCGCUGGUGGCUUGGUGUUGCUGAAGCUGGGCUUUUUCCCGGUGUAAACUAUUACCUCUCCUGCUGGUACAAACGGUCCGAAUUCGGUAUCCGAGCAGCUAUCUUCUUUUCUGCCGCUGCCCUUGCUGGCUCCUUUGGUGGACUCCUCGCUGCCGCAAUUGCGCAGAUGGAUGGAAUUGGAGGGAAGCCUGGAUGGGCGUGGAUCUUUAUCCUCGAAGGCCUCGCCACAAUCUUUGUUGGGGUCGCCUCCUACUGGAUGGUCCAUGACUUCCCCGACGAAGCCAAAUUCCUGACACCCGACGACCGCGCCCGCGUAAUUCGUCGUCUAAAAGCAGACCAGCAAUCUUCUGCCGAGCACGAAUCCUUCAAAAUGACCUACUUCUGGAACUCAGUGAGUGACUGGAAAACCUGGUGUUUUGCCGUUAUCUACAUGGGCUGCGACGGUGCACUAUACGCUUUCUCACUCUUCCUACCGAGCAUCAUCAAUCAGCUGGGAUACAAGAGCACAACUGCAAAUUUGCUCAGCGUACCUCCGUAUGCCGGAGCGGCAAUUAUGACGGUAUUUAUCGGAUGGUUAGCAGAUCGGACGAGGCAACGUGGGCUAUGCAAUAUUGCAGUCUCGUUCUUAGGAAUAGCUGGAUUCUCGAUGUUGCUUGGUUCUGGAAGACCCGGUGUGCAAUAUGCAGGGACUUUCCUCGGCGCACUCGGAAUCUAUCCUUGCAUCGCGAACACGAUUUCCUGGGCUUCAAACAACGUCGAAGGAGUCUACAAGCGCGGCGUUACACUCGGAUUCGUCAUUGGAUGGGGGAAUCUGAAUGGUGUAGUGAGUAGCAAUAUCUUCCGAGGUCGGGAUAAACCGAGAUAUAAGCCUGGGCACUCCGUUGUGUUGGCUUAUUUGAUAUUAUUCUUGCUUGGUGGAAGUAUUACGACGAGGCUCUUGUUGGCGUGGGAAAACAGGAAGAGGGCGCGUGGUGAUAGGGAUGCUUGGAUUGAGGGCAUGGAUGCGCAGGAGAUUGAGAUGCUAGGAGAUAGGAAGCCUAAUUUCGUCUAUACUUUGUAA